Ananas comosus (pineapple) is the source of this 2136-nucleotide messenger RNA. RefSeq names its product subtilisin-like protease SBT4.5. NCBI's taxonomy places the organism in Eukaryota, Viridiplantae, Streptophyta, Magnoliopsida, Poales, Bromeliaceae. Gene Ontology annotation, biological process: proteolysis. The record is from RefSeq and is a predicted model, not a curated record. Gene Ontology annotation, molecular function: serine-type endopeptidase activity.
AUGGCUUUCUUAAGAUCUCCUCUGUGGCUACUUUUUGUUCUCUCCUCUAUUUACGUCGCAGCUUCUUCAUUUAAUGAUGAAAGAAAGGUUUAUAUUGUGUACAUGGGAGAAAAACCAUCCGAAGAUUAUGAUACUGAGUCUCUCCAUCGUAGCAUGCUUGAUAAUAUUCUUGAGAACAGCGCGGUUGAAGAGAGCUUAAUCUAUAGCUAUGGAAGGAGCUUGAAUGGUUUCGCAGCAAAACUUACGCAUAAAGAACAGCAAAAGAUUGCAGGCAUGGAGGGGGUGGUGUCCGUGUUCCCGAGCAGAACCCGGAAGCUUCACACUACAAGAUCGUGGGACUUCUUGGGGCUUUCGCGGGCCGCGAAGCGCAACCUCGCGGUGGAGGGCGAUGUCGUCAUCGGCUUGCUCGACGGCGGAAUCUGGCCCGAAUCCGAAUCCUUUAACGACAGGUGGAAGGGCACCUGCCAAAACUUCACCUGCAACAACAAGAUCAUCGGAGCUCGCUACUACAAAGGCGGCUUUGUCUCCGGCGACGAGCUCUCGCCACGGGACUUUGACGGGCACGGCACCCACACGUCCUCGACCGCGGCGGGCAACGCGGUGGUGAACGCGAGCCUCUUCGGGCUGGCGCGGGGCGUCGCGCGGGGGGCGGUCCCCGCCGCUCGGAUUGCCGAGUACAAGGUGUGCUGGGACGACUCCUGCGACGACCACAACAUCCUGGCGGCGUUCGACGACGCGAUUGCCGACGGCGUCGACGUCCUGUCAGUGUCGCUGGGGAACUCCGAGAUGUUGGACUACUUCGAGGAUACGAUGGCCAUCGGUGCCUUUCACGCCGCAAAGAAGGGGAUCCUCACUGCGGUCUCCGCGGGGAACUCAGGGCCCGACCCAGGCACGGUGACGAACGUCGCCCCAUGGUACAUAUCCGUCGGCGCGAGUACCAUCGACCGGCGCAUUGUUACCAGAGUGGUGUUAGGGAACAAUAAGACUAUUGUGGUAAGUUUAGGUAUCGACAGCCUUAACAUCCACGAUUCGCCGAAAAACUUCUCCUCAGUAAUAUAUAUGAGCUGCAUGGCGCCGGGACAAUUCGACGACAUAGUGGAAAAGGGCAAGAUCGUGUUUUGCGACGCGGAUUAUGAGCAGGAUCCGUAUAAUUCUGGGGCCGAGGGAUUUGUGGCCAUGACCACUGACCCCGACGACGACGCUGCCGACUCAUACACCCUCCCUACCGCGCUCGUUACCUAUGAUCAGGCCAAAGAGCUCGCUCAGUAUCUCCGCGACUCGCCAGAACCUGUGGCCAAGAUAAUGAAAAGUGAAGGUGUUUUCGAUGCUGAAGCUCCAGUUGUUGCUUCAUUCUCUUCGAGAGGUCCAAAUCUCUUAAACCCUGGAAUAUUAAAGCCGGACAUAGUUGCUCCAGGGGUCAAUAUCCUCGCGGCGUGGUCGCCGAAGGCGCCGAUCCGAGACGACGGCAUUGAUACCGUAACCACCGCACCCUACAACAUCAUAUCCGGCACAUCCAUGGCGGCCCCCCACGUCUCCGGCGCCGCCGCAUACGUCAAAUCAUUCCACCCUACCUGGUCUGCUGGGGCGGUCAUGUCUGCACUGAUCACUACCGCUACUCCCAUGAGGCAUACGACUCAUCAAGAUGCCGAGCUCGCCUACGGAGCCGGAGAACUUAACCCGAUUCGGGCUCGCAACCCUGGGCUCGUCUACGAACCCGACAUAGCCAACUAUGUGAACCUGCUAUGCACCCAGUACACCGCAGAUAAGGUUAGGCUCGUAACGGGAGAAAAAACCACUUGCCCUAAGGGCUCAAAUUGGCGCGUGUCGGAGCUGAACUAUCCGACAAUGUCUGUGCCGGUGAGUAAAGGUGCUCGCUUCCGUACUGAAUUCCCGCGGACGGUCACGAACGUCGGCCGCCCGAACUCGACGUACCGCGUGAUCGUCAAUCCUGGAAGUAUGAACGUAAACGUUCGACCCCGCGUCCUGUCGUUCGAUAAGAUGGGCGAGAAGAAGAGUUUCGUUGUAACGGUUUCAGGCGUGGGGCCGUCGAGGAACGUGAGCUUGCCGGCGGCGAUCAUGUGGACCGACGGAAGGCACCAUGUGAGGAGCCCAAUCAAUGCCUACUUAAAGUGGUGA